AUGCUGAACAACUGCGGAGACUCCAAGUGCAGGGGCUACGCGCAGCACCUGUGCGACCAGCAGGGGGAAAAGCGGAACAAGCAGAGGGACCCGAACGAGCAGUACUACCAAGUGGCGAACAACCUUUUCGCCAACGGGGACACCUCGGAGAGAAGGGAAGGGGGUGCGAUGGGUGGAGCCAGCAUGAUGAGUGGCAACGCCAUGAUGAGUGGCAACAGCAUGAUAAGCAGCGGAGACGCCCCCCCCCAGAAUGCCAGAAUACUCAAACCCCUGGUCCAAGAAAAAGUCGUCGAAAUUAUGAAGCCAGAAAUUGAAGAAAAAAUAAUCGAAGUGCCACAAGUGCAGUAUAUAGAAAAGCUCGUAGAAGUCCCACACGUCAUCCUCCAAGAAAAAUUAAUUCAUGUGCCCAAGCCAGUGAUUCAUGAGAGAAUCAAAAAAUGUCCCAAAACAAUUUUCCAAGAAAAAAUAGUAGAAGUUCCACAAAUUAAAGUGGUCGACAAAAUAGUGGAAGUACCUCAGUAUGUGUAUCAGGAGAAAAUAAUUCAAGUGCCAAAAAUCAUGGUGCAAGAGAGGAUAAUUCCAGUACCUAAAAAAGUGAUCCAAGAAAAAAUUGUCGAAAUUCCUCAAAUCGAAUUAAAAAAUAUAAACAUUGAAAAGGUGCAGGAAAUCCCAGAAUACAUCCCAGAAGUGGUGAAGAAAGACAUCCCAUACACACAGAUAGUGGACCGACCUUUUCAUGUCGAAAAAAUUGUGGAAGUUCCUCACGUUCAGCAUAUAUACAGAAACAUUGUCUCUCCCCAGUAUAGACACAUACCCAAGCCUGUGGAAGUCCCAAUGGCACAUUAUAGGACCUUCCCUAUUGAAAAGCUUGUCGAUAGGAAUGUACCUGUCCCGGUUGAACUUCAAAUCGUCCAAGAAUUUCUAUGCCCAAAAAUUGAAGCCAGAUAUAAAGAAAUUCCUGUCCCUGAAGACAAUAUAGACACAGCAUCCACUAAGGGCAGCUCCAAGAAUUGCUUCUCCUUCAACUGGAACAAUAAACAAAACGCCACAAAAAUUAACAAGGGCACCAAUCAACCAUCUGUCGAACUGUUACUACAUAAUGAUAAAUAUCACAAUAAGGUGAACCCCAAUCAGGAUAUGCACAUGAGAACCAAGUUUGUUUCUCCUUCUGGAAAUGUCUACCCCAGUACACACCUUAGAGAAGAUGACCUCCUAACCUCGCAAUCUGCUUAUCAUUACCCAAAUGGUACACAACACAGUGGUGCUUCCCUUCACGGAAAUGCGGCACUCAACCAGAUGUACAAAACUCAACAUAUUCCCAGUCAGACAGCUUACCCUUCCAACUUUAACACUGCCAUGCUCUCUCCUCAAGAUCAAAACGGUAUGUUUAAUGGAAGCAACUCCAUGGGAUUUACCCACCCAAGUGACAGUGAAAUGGGUAAUGCUUACUCUCCCAUUUCGGCCCUUGGCCAGGUCUCCCCGCAUGGCGAGUUGAACUGA
This is a messenger RNA of Plasmodium cynomolgi strain B, 1500 nucleotides long. RefSeq lists its product as hypothetical. NCBI's taxonomy places the organism in Eukaryota, Apicomplexa, Aconoidasida, Haemosporida, Plasmodiidae. The record is from RefSeq and is a predicted model, not a curated record. Bases 1 to 1500 code for a protein of 499 amino acids. The transcript is spliced from 2 exons.